AUGAUUAUAGAUAACUCUCUGAUAGCCUUGGAAUUAUUUCACUCUAUGAAACAGCGCAAUAAAAGUAAAACAGGUCUUAUGGCAAUGAAACUAGACAUGAGCAAGGCAUAUGACCGGGUUGAAUGGGGUUUUCUUCGCAAACUUCUUCUGACUAUGGGUUUUGAUGGUAGAUGGGUGAACCUGGUGAUGAAAUGUGUAUCUACUGUGUCAUAUUCUUUCAUCAUCAAUGGACGAAUAUGCGGUUCUGUUGCCCCUGCUAGGGGUUUGAGACAAGGGGAUCCUUUGUCUCCUUUCUUAUUCAUCUUAGUAGCUGAUGCGUUUUCUCAGAUGAUCCAGCAAAAAGUUGAUGCUAGGCUUCUCCACGGUGCAAAAGCUAGCAGGAAUGGUCCAGAAAUCUCUCAUUUGUUGUUUGUAGAUGACAGCUUACUCUUUACUAGAGCCACUCGACAGGAAUGCUUAACAAUAGUUGAUAUUCUCAACCAAUAUGAACAAGCAUCCGGGCAGAAAAUUAAUUAUGACAAGUCGGAAGUGUCUUUCAGUGGGGGAGUUUGUAGAGAGAGACAAGAGGAGUUGAUUAAUCUUCUUCAGAUGAAAAAAGUGGAAAAGCACCAGAAGUAUCCUGGCAUCCCUACCAUUUGCGGGAGAUCUAAGAAAAUGUUGUUUCGCGGUUUGCUAGAUCGCAUGUGGAAAAAGUUGAGGGGUUGGAAGGAGAAACUAUUGUCGCGAGCAGGGAAGGAAGUUUUGAUCAAAGCUGUUAUUCAAGCCAUUCCUACAUACCUUAUGGGAGUAUAUAAAUUCCCUGUUGCCAUCAUUCAUGAGUUUAAAUCGGCCAUGGCCCGUUUCUGGUGGGGUGGUAGUGGAGAUGAGAGGAAGAUGCACUGGUUGAGUUGGGAUAAAUUGUGCAAACCCAAGUGCCUGGGGGGUUUGGGAUUCAAGGAUCUGGAGGUCUUUAAUGAUGCUCUCUUGGGGAGACAAGUGUGGAGGCUAGUUCAGCAUAAAAACUCCCUUCUUAGUCGGGUUUUUAGUGCGAAAUAUUACCCCCAUGGGAAUGUGUUGGAAGCACGAUUAGGACACUCGAAUAGCUUUUCCUGGAGAAGUAUCUGGAGUGCGAAGAGUUUGGUGAAGGAAGUUCUUAUGUGUAGAGUGGGAAAUGGGCAGAAUAUCGACAUAUGGCAGGAUCCUUGGGUGGGUGAUGACAAGGGGAGGUUUAUUGAAAGUGAUAGGUGUGAGAAUCUGAAGGUGGUAGGGGACCUCAUUGAUUAUGCAAGGAUGGAAUGGCGUUGUGAUGUGAUUGAACAAAAUUUUAAUGAGAGGGACCAACAUUGUAUAUUUUCGAUCCCCCUUAGCAGUAGAUGUGGUAGUGAUGGCUUUAUGUGGGCAUAUUCGAAGGACGGUCGAUAUACUGUUAAAACAGCCUACAUGUUGGGUAAGGGGCUUGAGAUUUCUCCAAAGGCUCGACAUUUCAUGUGGCGAUUGUGUACCCAUUCCUUACCUGUACGUGCUGCUCUUAAAGCUCGCCACAUCAUUGAGGAAGCGCCUUGUCCUUGGUGCCGCAGUAGUGAUGAAACUGCCUUUCAUGCGUUGAUGGGUUGUGUGCGGGUUAGACAAAUCUGGGUGGAUUGUGGAUGUGCGGCGAUGUUGGGUGAUGGAGAGGACACUGAUUUCUGUGAGCUUCUGGUUAGCUGGGGCGAGUUGGACGCAAAGUUGGUGCAGCGCGGUUGCUUCCUCGCGUGGAACUUAUGGAGUGAAAGGAACAAGUUCGUUUUCGAGAAUACUCGCACACCUCUCGAAGUGAUUGCUCAGCGAGUUGCUCGACACGCUGAGGAACAUGCCUCCUAUGCGGACCGUAUCUACGUAGGCUCUCGAAAGCAUGCCACGCCUAGUCCUAACAAAUGGUGUGCUCCUCCAGGUGGGUUGGUGAAGGCGAAGCAACAUGGGUUGAAGGAGGUGAUUAUUGAAUCAGAUGCCCAGGUGCUUGUAUCUCGCUUAUCCUCGGCAGCUUUGUUUCACUCGGAUUUGGACGCUAUUCUUGGUGAUAUUGUCAGUCUUUGUUCGUGGUUUAAUGUUAUUCAUUUUUCGCAUGUAAGGCGGGAUGGGAAUGCUGUAGCUCAUCACCUUACCAAAGUAGUGCCUUUUGGUUAUGAACAACGAUGGGAAUUUCAUUGUCCUAGUGUUGUGUCUCCUUAUGUACUGAUGGACGUUUUGUCCCUGGAUUAA
This is a messenger RNA of Beta vulgaris subsp. vulgaris (sugar beet), 2217 nucleotides long. RefSeq lists its product as uncharacterized. Bases 1 to 2217 code for a protein of 738 amino acids. The record is from RefSeq and is a predicted model, not a curated record. NCBI's taxonomy places the organism in Eukaryota, Viridiplantae, Streptophyta, Magnoliopsida, Caryophyllales, Amaranthaceae. Gene Ontology annotation, molecular function: nucleic acid binding; RNA-DNA hybrid ribonuclease activity. The transcript is spliced from 3 exons.